AUGAAGAUACCUAUAGAAAUCAGAACAGAAAUUGCAAGUUACGUGCCAAAUCCUUUUUUUCUUGGGCGCUGCUCGCACGAUUGGUACAGUAUCGUGAAUUUCCCAUAUACCAAAUAUAAAUGGCUUCUCAAUAAAUAUGGCCGCAUUCAUGCAUUGUUUCACGCUGUGAGAAUUGGAGAACCCUUCCUCAAUCUUGAGUUGACUGAGUUUAUACUAAAGAAUACUCAUAUAAGUCGAUACUUUAUUCAACGACUCAGACUUGGUUAUGGCAAACAUGGUUUGUGGGGUAGUAAUAUUUCCGACGAUGUAUACGAGCGUAUUCUUAAUUAUAAGGAGAAAUAUGCAAGCAGCAGCUGUGAUGACAUGCAGUCAAUCCGUCAAGUAUUAGAAGGAAUGGGAAGCGAAGACGACAUCAAACCGAUAAUUGAAAUAUAUGGCUUCACACCUUUUCCGCUUAGUCCAACUUUCCGAACAUAUAUAUUCGAAAAUUCUGAUAAUCUGCAUUCAAACGGGAUCGUGGCCAAGGCAAUAAUCACUUAUCCAAAUUUGCUGAACGCCUGGAGGAGGAUAGGCUACUACGAAGUAACCACGGACUUGGAAAACCCUGUUUUGCAACUUACCCUAUUAGAUCUUUACUCUAUAAGUGUUCCUUCAGCUCAAGUGGUUUCUGAAAAACUACACAAUUUACAAUUAAUUGGAUUUCAAUUGACUGAUACUUUGUUGGGAAAUGCUAUGCUUCUAUUCAAACGGAGGCUUGUCGAUGUCGGAGAGAGUCUUAUUGAGGGUUUUUCUAUUGCUCGGAAAAUGUCCAAGACGGAUAUACUUGAUAUAUGCUUGAUAGAAUUGCUUGAUCCGACAAGAAAUCUUGAAUACGUUGAUGCGCUUGAUUAUAUAAUCAAAUCCGUUAACGAUCCCGAAAAGCAAAUUCUCUCUGCAUUUGAAAAGCACAGAAUUGUCGAAGACGAAAAUGACCCAAUGCCUUUCCAAUCUCACACGUCUUUGAAAUACUCACUUGUAGUAUAUCGAUACAUGUUAAGAUUUGGUGCAGCAAAGUCUCCGGUUGUUAGAUAUUUGAUGAAAGAAAUUAUUAUUGCGCAUACGCAGAUCACCAAUACAGAAGAACUAGGAGAUGCAGAUACUAUCUUGGACGAAUACUAUGCUGCAAAUGUACCUUUUGAACAUUCGCUUUUGCCACUCUUCAAAAAGUGUCCGCGCGCAAAACCAAUUAUUUAUUUAUUUAAAGGAUAUCUGGCAAAGCUGUUCGAAUUUGAAGUCCGAGAGUACCCAUAUUUGACAUUCGAAAUUCCAGAUGUAGAUGUACUUACAUCACCCGCGCAAACGAAAGAGCUGCAGCAACUUUGGCUAAAGGACAUUCAAAAAUGCAUUAAAUUCGAAGAGUUAGUAAAUGACGAAUUUAAAAAGCAAAUUAUAGGGUUUUUUACCAUUUAUAAUUUAACGCACAGCAGUUUUGACUAUUAUUAUGAUAAUUUUGGUAGAUAG
Molecule: messenger RNA, 1500 nt
Organism: Paraglomus brasilianum
Lineage: Eukaryota; Fungi; Glomeromycota; Glomeromycetes; Paraglomerales; Paraglomeraceae
Source: the annotation of a GenBank genome assembly